This is a messenger RNA of Cladophialophora immunda, 1545 nucleotides long. RefSeq lists its product as uncharacterized. The record is from RefSeq and is a predicted model, not a curated record. The coding region runs from base 1 to 1545 and encodes 514 amino acids. The transcript has a single exon. Lineage: Eukaryota; Fungi; Ascomycota; Eurotiomycetes; Chaetothyriales; Herpotrichiellaceae.
AUGCUUCCACUCGUGAUGCUGCUCGCCCUGACCGCGGCCGGGACACUUGCAGCACCCUCCUCCGCCAGAGCCACACCCAAAUACUCGAUCGAAUGGUCCAACUGCACCGAGAUCAACCUCCCGAACCUCCAAUGCGGGACCAUGCAAGUGCCGCUUGACUGGUCUGAGCCCGACGGGGCCCAAAUCAGCCUCUUCAUGACCAAGAUCCAAUCCACCUCGACCGCCAACUCGGGGACGAAGAUCGGCAGUCUGCUCUGGAAUCCCGGCGGCCCCGGCGUGACGGCGAGCAUAACAUGUCAACUGAUCGGGGCGGGCCAGCUCGAGUACUUCAGCGCCGCCCUGUACGAGCACUUCGACAUCAUAUGCCCGGACCCUCGCGGCGUGGGUCAGAGCACGCCCGUUCAGUGCGACCCGGCGAUCUACAACCAGAUGCCGCAGCUCUUCGUCGACGACGCCGCCUCGUUCCAGGACCUGGCCGACUGGAAUCACGCCUUUGGCCACAGCUGUCUCAACCGGACGGGGGCCCUGCUCCGCCACGUCGACACCACCUCGGCCGCGCACGACCUGGAGGCCAUCCGGCUGGCCCUCGACCAGGGCAAGAUGAACUGGUUCGGCAAUUCGUACGGGUCGCAGUUGGGGGCGGCGUACGCGGAGCUGUAUCCUGAAAAUGUCCGGGCUCUGGUCCUGGACGGCGUGGUGGACCACAGCCUCUCCGAGACCGUGGCAGAGGCGACCCUCGCGACGACGUAUGAGGCUGAGCUGAACCGCUGGUUCCAGUGGUGUCAGGCAAACACCUCGUGCGCCCUGCACGGACGGGACGACGUCCCGCAGGUGUUCGACCGCCUCGUCGCCCAAGCCAACACGGCUUCCAUUCUGGCCCCGGGCUGCUUGAACACAUCAGACACUCCUCUCGCGGGGACCUGCCAGCCCAGCGUGACGGGAUACGACAUGAUCUUCAACGCUGAGGGCGCGUACCUGUCCGAUCCGCGUCUCACGGGCUGGCCGACCUUGGGCGUCGCGCUCAACCAGUCGCUGGCCGGCAACGCGACGUUGCUGUCCAACGCCGUGCAGACGGGCGUCUCCAACGACGCCUUCUCCGGCAUCGCCAUCGGCUGCCUCGACUGGACGGCCAAGCACGGUCUGUUCCCCGAGCACCAGGCGCUGCAGCAGCUCGGCUCCGUCGUGGCUCCCCAUACGCUCGGCGCGAACCAGUUCUUCCAGUACAGCAGCUGGUGCUUCAACUGGCCGGUCCCGAUCGCCAAUCCACCGCACUCGCUGAAUACCUCGCAAGUGGCCAAGUUGCCGCCGGGAUCGGUCUUGCUGGUCAACGCCGAGUACGACCCGGAGACGUCGUACGUGUGGGCGCAGGGCGUGAAGGAUCAGCUGACGACUGCUGCUCCAAACGGCGAUGACAAGGCGGUGGUGUUGGUGAGAAAAGGCGACGGGCACACCAGCUACGCCAUCCAGGGCCAGGCUGCAAGGAUCAUGGACGCGUUUUGGGUCAACAGGACUGUGCCAGGCAACGGGACUGUGGUUGAUUCUUGA